UUUUAAGAAAAAAAAGUAUACCAAGGGUUAUUUUUUUUUAUUAUUCGAGGAACAAAAAAAAAGCAAAGUAUUUUUUUAUUUUUUUAAGAACCAGGAUUCGAAAAGAACUUUUUUAAAAAAAUUUGCAAAAAAUAAUAAAAAUGACUUCACACGAAACACGCUCUUCAUAUAACACAAGGACUAAUAAUAACAAAAGCUCUUCUUUUGAACAGAAUAACGAUAUUAAAAAACUCAAGUCAAAAUAUUCUUCAAAGUUACCUACUCUUAAAGUUCUAUUCUCUGACUGGUCAGACGAUGACCUUUUAUUUGUAUUGGAAGAAGCUAAUGGUGAUCUUGAUUUAACCAUAGACAGAAUUAGUGAAGGACACGCUAGUCAAUGGGGUGAAGUAAAAACCAAGAAAUCCAAAAAAGAAGCACAAAAAGCAAAAGCAGCUGCUGCGAGCAGUGGUACACAUCAACAACAACCUAUUAGUACUUCCACUACUACAUAUCGUGAUAAUAAAAUUACACAACAACAAAGGCCAUAUAAUAAUGACCGAGUCACUCGACCCGGAAAAGUAUCAUCAAAUACUUCACGUACACGCACACCAAAGUCAAACUCUAUUCCAUCCGCGUCUUGGGAUACUCAACCUAAAUCAAAUCAUCAUGAAGUGUCCUCUGGCUCUUGGGCAUCUAUUGCAUCUUCAAAGCAAAAUCAAGAUAGUCUUCUUCAUGACGACAGCUGGAUUACUAGUAAUGAAACUGCACCUAAUGUAACUGACGAUUGGGCUCCUAUUUCCUCAUCAUCAACAACUGCACAUACUGACUCUAAUAAUGAUACCGAAGAUAAGCCAAAGACUUGGGCAAGUCUCCUCAAAUCGAAGCCUAAACCUGAACCUGAACCUACUCAACAUGAUACUACUACUACUAAUACAACCGAAAAUAAUACUACUCUAAAUGAAUGGGAAACAUCUAACACAAAUGCUACAAAUGAUUUUAAUACUACUGCCGGAUCAGAUAACUGGAAUACUUCAAAUGAACCUCCUGUGGUGGACGAAUGGUCUACUCCUAAAUAUGAUUCUACUCCUGCUGAGCCUACUAAAACUACUAGUGGAUGGGAUGAAUCUUCAGAAAAGAAAGAAGAAGAUGAAAAUAAGGCCGAAAGUAUAGAAAAGAAAGAAGAGCAAGGUCAAGAAAAGACUGCAAAUGAAUCUGGCAUGAAUAGCCGUCUCCUUAACCAAGAAGAACCUGUAGUGUUACCUAAUACUUCUUCCUCAGCUGUUUCUUCUUUAGAUGUCAAAUUUGGUUCAUUAAACGUUGACGAAGAAUCUAAUACUAAUAAUGAAGAAAGUAUUAGUGCAAAGGAUAUUACAAAUGCUGCUACUACCACUUUACUUACUGCUGAAGAACCCGUUACACAAACCACCUCUACUGAUAAGAAUUCUACUCCUGCUACAGCCACUAUCACAUCUUCAGCUCCUACUGCUCCAGUUGCUAUAACCACCACUCCCACUACUACUACAGCAACAACAACAACAACACCCGCUACUGCUGCUCCCACUACUAAUGAUAGCUAUAAUCAAACUUCUACUUAUCUUAAGCAAGAACAAUCCGUUUAUCCAACUUCUACUACUACUACUACCACCGCCGCCACUACCACCACCACUGCUGCUGCUGCUGUUGGCACAGCCACUGCAGCUCCCUCCACCACUGGUAUUCCCCAACAACACAUGCUUCAUCAACAACAAACAAUGCCUCAACAGCAUUUUGGUAUGGAUCAUCUUACAUCUGCCUAUAGCUCUUAUUUGCCCAAUCAACCUCCGACUGGUAUUUCAGGUUUCGGUAUGAAUCCUAUGGGUAGCUUACCCGAAUAUGGUAUUUAUGGUACUGAAGCUCAAAGAGCUGCUGCUAUGGGUUAUUAUGAUCCCACUGCUUUUACUCAUUCUCCUUCUGUUACAUCCGCUAGUGUUUAUCAAAGUCGUGAUAAGUAUGGUCAUGAUGCUACUGGACUCCACGGACAAGGACAAAGCCAAAGUAUACCACAACAACAAAUGUAUGCAAAUCUCCCUUAUUACCAAUACUAUUAUAUGCCCAGCCAAUUUAAUGCCUAUCAGCAAUCUGCUUAUAGUCAACAUUUCAUGAGUAAGAGCAUGUAUCCCACUAGCAUGUACCAACAAGCACAACAACAACAACAACCUAAUAAUAAUAAGCCUACUACAGCAACCGCUGCUGCUGCUGCUUCUCCUUAUGCUACUGCAUCACCCUAUGGUCAACAAUCCCAACUCUAUAACCAUCAUCAAUACGAUGAUCUUCAACAAUUAGGAGGCAUGGGAGGUUUAAAUGAUUAUCAAAAAUCCAUGUAUGGUAAUACCAUUGGUGGUGGACAACAACAACAACAACUUCAGGGUUUUCUUGGUAAUUUAAAUCAACAACAACAACAGCAACAUCAACAACAACAACAGCAGCAACAACAACAACAACAGCAACAGCAGCAUCAGCAACAACAAACUCAACAACAAACUCAACCAUCAUCACAACAACAAGGACAAAAAGCAUCUAAUAAUCCUACAACAACUUCAUCAAACCCUAACCCUACUACCACUAACAACAACACGAAUCCAAAUGUGAAUACUCCUCAACAACAACAACAUCAACAACAACAACAUCAACAUCAUCAACCUUAUAUGGGUACUAAUUAUUUUGGUCAACCUCAAAUGUUCUCUUAUGGUCAAUAUCCCUAUCAACAAAUGCCUCCUCAACAGCAACAAUCUCAACAACCUACUCGUCAACAAUAUUGGAAUCAAUAAAUAAAUAAAUGGAAAAAAAAAAUAAAAAAAAAAGAGGAUAGAA
Messenger RNA from Cokeromyces recurvatus, 2829 nucleotides. RefSeq lists its product as uncharacterized. The record is from RefSeq and is a predicted model, not a curated record. Bases 141 to 2786 code for a protein of 881 amino acids. Gene Ontology annotation, molecular function: ubiquitin binding. Lineage: Eukaryota; Fungi; Mucoromycota; Mucoromycetes; Mucorales; Mucoraceae. The transcript has 7 exons.